Hydra vulgaris (swiftwater hydra) is the source of this 1012-nucleotide messenger RNA. RefSeq names its product eukaryotic translation initiation factor 6. Gene Ontology annotation, molecular function: ribosomal large subunit binding. Gene Ontology annotation, biological process: maturation of LSU-rRNA; ribosomal subunit export from nucleus; cytosolic ribosome assembly. Gene Ontology annotation, cellular component: cytosol; preribosome, large subunit precursor; nucleolus. Lineage: Eukaryota; Metazoa; Cnidaria; Hydrozoa; Anthoathecata; Hydridae. The record is from RefSeq and is a predicted model, not a curated record.
ACUACUAGUAUGGAGGUUGCUAUAUCUCUGCUACUGCAACUUUUUGAUAUAUAGUGAAUUUGAUAGUCAAUUUAUGUUUGUUAUAACUUCAUAUUAAGUAAUCAAAUAAUUAUGGCAGUGCGUGCUCGUUAUGAAAAUAGUAAUGAAAUUGGAGUAUAUGCAAAACUCACUAAUACAUAUUGUAUGGUUGGUGUUGGUGCUUCUGAGAACUUUUAUAGUGUUUUUGAAGGUGAGUUAUCAGAUGUCAUUCCAGUGUUUCAUGCUUCUUUAGCAGACACAGCUAUUGUUGGACGUCUAAGCGUUGGUAACAGGCAUGGAUUAAUUGUUCCUAAUACCACUACAGAUCAGGAACUUCAGCACAUUCGUAAUUCACUUCCAUCUGGUGUUAAGUUACAGCGUGUUGAAGAGAGACUAUCUGCACUCGGAAAUGUUGUUGCUUGUAACGAUUAUGUGGCUAUAGUUCACCCAGAUUUAGACCGGGAAACAGAGGAGAUAUUGAUAGAUACAUUAAAUGUUGAAGUAUUCAGGCAAACUGUUGCAGACAAUUCAUUAGUUGGAUCCUAUUGCAGUUUUAGCAAUCAAGGGGGAUUGGUUCAUCCUAAAACAUCUAUAGAAAAUCAAGAAGAGCUAUCUUCGCUUUUACAAAUACCGCUCGUGGCUGGUACCAUCAAUCGUGGAAGUGAAGUCAUUGGAGGUGGUAUGGUUGUAAAUGAUUGGUGUGCUUUCUGUGGGCUUGACACUACAAGUACUGAAUUGUCUGUAAUAGAGAGCAUUUUUAAGUUAGGGGACUCACAACAAUCUGCUAUUACUUCUAGUAUGAGAGCUGCGCUUAUCGAGAGUAUGACGUAAGUGUUGCUGAUAUUAUAAAAGAUAUAAAACGCUGAAUAACUACUUUAAAAGUUUCCGUAUCAUUUAUGGCUCAAGCUCAUUAAACUCGGCUGUGUUUGUUUUUUAUUUUGUAUGUAUGUAUCUAGAUAUAUAUGCUUUUUAAAUAAAAAUCAACAAUUUUUGA